Molecule: messenger RNA, 855 nt
Organism: Lachancea dasiensis
Lineage: Eukaryota; Fungi; Ascomycota; Saccharomycetes; Saccharomycetales; Saccharomycetaceae
Source: the annotation of a GenBank genome assembly
AUGAGUGGUCAAGUACCAUUUUCUGUGAAGCUUAAGACGUCAUUAAAGAUGUGCAUUCAACGGCUAAGAUAUGCUCAGGAGAAACAGCAGUCGUUAGCAAAAAAGUCGAGGAGGGAAGUGGCCCAACUUUUAAGUGAGGGCAAAGAGCAGAAGGCGCAAUAUAGGAUCGAAAGUUUGAUCAACGACGAUAUCCAUGAGGAGCUCCUAGAAAUUCUGGAAUUGUAUUGUGAGUUAUUGCAUGCCAGGAUCGCUCUGCUAAAUAAUGUGGUGGAUGAAGCUGACUUGAUAGAAAAUCAUGCGGACGAUGGAAUCAAUGAGGCUGUGAGAGCUGUGGUAUAUGCAGUGCUUCAUGCUCCGGAAGUUAAGGAAUUCCAGCAAGUUAAAGAAUUGCUUGCGUUCAAAUUUGGUGUGGAUUUCCUCCGAGCAAUCAUUGAAGAUAAAAUUGGUGUUCCCGACAAAGUUCUCAAAAAGUGCAGUCCCAAUCUGCCAGAAGAGGAAUUGGUCACCCUUUACCUGAGAGAAAUUGCUACGACUUACGAGGUUCCCUUCAGUAAAGCUCAAGAUUCUAGUUCUAAAGGUGGUGACCUUUUCGAAGACGACAAGAAAGCACCAUCACCCUCGAGCUCCAGUUCCGACGAUGGUAAACCCAUAGUGGCCGUAGAUAGUGGAUCUGUCGAAAACAGAAAUCACCCGAUAGUUGUUAAAAAGCCUCGCAAGAAUAGUGACAACAUGGGUAUUGAUUUAAAGGUACCCCAGGCCAUCAAGAAAGAUAUCCGAGUUAUGCCUCCUAGAGAAAACGAUGGCGACCCCGAUUUAGAUGAGCUCAAGAAGAGAUUUGCUGCGCUGCGGAGAUAA